CAAAGAGUUGAUAUAGUUACGACGCUUUACAAYUCGGMACACUUUAAUACACAAUGAUAAAAUCGCUGRUAUUCUGCGUUCUUUCGUUGGUUAUAACACGUGGUCAAGCCCUCAAGUGCAAUGUCUGUCAAGGGUCGUGCAAUAACGUAACAACAUGCGAUAGCAGAAAAAUUGUGGCCAAGGGACAGCCGCCAUACGAUCGAUGCMUUAUCCGCAGAGAGACUUCAAAGGAUGGUAAAAAAAUAGAGACUCGUCAUUGUGCAUAUGCCUAUCAAUGCAAUGUAGAAUUGCGAUGCAGUYACGUUCCAAAGAACUCUACAUGCGAGGUAGGGUGUUGUGACAGUGAUCUAUGUAACAGUGACAGCUUGGUUACAUCGUCAGAACCCACGAAAACCUUCGAGCCAUCCGGUUCUGACCUUUCUUGCUAUUCGUGUUCGGACAUUCCUGUCAAUGAUCAAUCGCUUUUCAAAGARACAACGCCAUGCUCACAGUCGCCCAAACACUCGAGAAAAUGCAGUYYGAACUCUUUUGCCGACAUAAAGUUGAAACAAGAUCGCUGUUUAACGCUCAAAUUACAAGUCAAAGAAAAAUCCGGCGAGUUAAAAGAAAUGCUCGUACGUAAUUGCAGUGACGCAGUAAUGUGUGCCCACAGCAAUGCAUUGUGGGUUUAUGCAAUGAACGAAGUCCCAAUGGCAGCUCMCAAUCAAUCAAUAGGCACAGURGUUAGUGCCCAGUCCUCCUGCUGUUCUGGAAAUCUUUGUGAAAGCAAUACUUCAUCACCGACAACCAGUUUGAGUAGUUUGUUAGCUUUUAUCGUUGUCAUACUUGUAAGCUUGUUUGCUUGAUCCACAUCAUAGUCACAAUCGUARUGAGGAGUUGUGAGGAGUGAUGUGUGCUAAAAUACUUAAUGUAGAGGUAGUGAGUGUGAGAGUACAGGGUCCGCAGUAAUUGGCUCAYGCUGUUGCGGUGUCCCUGCCCAUACUAGGGGCAAAGCUAAUAAAUAAAAAAAAAAAUUAAGUAAGGUCAUCGUUAGGUUGUAAUUAUAUAAUCCAAUACCAACCUUUCUGUUAUAACAGUGUAUUAUUCCAAACAAUAAACAAAACAUUUGAUGGGCUUAGUGUCUACGAUUACAUGU
Exaiptasia diaphana is the source of this 1135-nucleotide messenger RNA. RefSeq lists its product as uncharacterized. NCBI's taxonomy places the organism in Eukaryota, Metazoa, Cnidaria, Anthozoa, Actiniaria, Aiptasiidae. The record is from RefSeq and is a predicted model, not a curated record. Bases 54 to 845 code for a protein of 263 amino acids. The transcript has 4 exons.